Messenger RNA from Plutella xylostella (diamondback moth), 5126 nucleotides. It is a transcript of the gene stc, whose product is annotated as nuclear transcription factor, X-box binding stc. The record is from RefSeq and is a predicted model, not a curated record. Lineage: Eukaryota; Metazoa; Arthropoda; Insecta; Lepidoptera; Plutellidae. Gene Ontology annotation, molecular function: zinc ion binding; DNA-binding transcription factor activity, RNA polymerase II-specific; RNA polymerase II transcription regulatory region sequence-specific DNA binding. Gene Ontology annotation, cellular component: nucleus. Gene Ontology annotation, biological process: negative regulation of transcription by RNA polymerase II.
AAACUGUCAUUCAUCCACACAUUCAUCUAUUCAUCUGUCGAUGUCAUCGAGUCGAGGCUAGUUGCACCGAUUUUGUAAAUUUCCAAAUUAUUUUAGUAUUUUUGGUUAAUUUGUCUUACAGAUUAUAUUUAAUACCAGGCCGGCAAAUCCUCACCUAAAAGGUCUUGUGGCCGGGCAAUUUGAACGCCUCGGGCUUCGGCCUGUGGGCACCACCCACCGGGAACACACUCAUUCUCCGGAUACAAUAACUAUUUGUAAACUUGUGUUGGCACUUCAAUAUUACUUAUCUAUUUCACAAUAUUUUGGAGCAGCACAAGUUCAUCAUGUCGUGGAACAGCGGUUAUAAUUACAAUAACCAAUACCAUGAACCUAAUGUAUGGAACGGUGACCCUAAUGCCCAAUUUGUCAAUCAGAAUCCCAAUUACUAUGCAAACAAUCCAGGCAACCAGUAUGUUAGUUUUGAUCAAUUUCUAUCCCAGAUGCAGACCAAUGGCACCUCACAAUCAGCUUCCAAUGACUUCAACAGUGUUCAAUACCAGAAUUAUACUGGGAGUGAGGGGAACAGCUUUGCUGGAGCAAGCAUGGUGCAAGCCACCCCACAACUUGAAUCAUACAACUUCCAUGUGAAUGCGUCUAGCGGUGCUGAGAUGUACCAGGCCGCGGCGCAGAUGCAGUACCCUGCUGUCGCUAACGGAUAUGAGGGAGAGGUUGCAUUUAAAUCUACCCUCACACCUACUGCCACUGAAUUUGUGCCUAAAAGUGUUGCAGUCCUGCCCCCUAUUGAAAAUGAUAAAACCUUUGAGCUGUCAACUCAUCUAAAUGGAGUAAAUAACAAAACAAAUAGAAACAGUUCUGAGAAAAAUUGGAGGGACCGGCCAAGUGGUAGUGAGCAAUCCCAAGGAAAACAUAAGACCAAUAAUAGAAACCAAGAUAAUGAUUCUAGUUUAAUAAACAAUUAUGAUAGUGCUGAAUCAGGCCAAUACCCUCCAGAACCAAGCAUAGCAAAUAAGAAAAAUAAUUCUAGAAAAGAAUCUAGUCCUAGUGAUGAAACUAACCAUAAAAACAAUGAGUCUAAUGCUAGAGAUACUGAUUCCACUUACUCUAGAAAAGGAGACUAUUAUUCAAAACAUCAACAUGGCAAAAACAGAGACUACAACUCUAAGAGUCAGGACACAGGUCAUAGAAACCGUGACUCAAAUUCUAGAAACCAGGAUAACUACAGGAACCAAGAUAAUGGUUCUAGGUCUGAUUACAGGAAUCAGGAAAGUGGAUCCAGAUACGAAAACCGAAAUCAGGAGGAUGGGUCAAGACAUGAUAACAGACAUCAGAAAGGUGGGUCUAGACACAAAGAUAGAAAUCAGGAGGGUGGGUCAAAAUAUGAUGGUAAAAAUCAAGAAAGUGGAUCUAGGUAUGACAGUAGAAAUCAGGAAGGUGGGUCAAGGUAUGACAACAGAAAUCAAGAUAAUGGGUCAAGAUAUGAAGGUAGAAAUCAGGAGGGUGGGUCAAGAUAUGACAAUAGAAAUCAAGAAGGUGGGUCAAGGUAUAAAGGUAGAAAUCAGGAGGGUGGGUCAAGAUAUGACAACAGAAAUCAGGAAGGUGGGUCAAGGUAUGAAGGUAGAAACCAAGAUGGUGGGUCAAGAUAUGACAAUAGAAACCAGGAAGGUGGGUCAAGAUAUGACAGUAGGAAUCAGGAAGGUGGGUCAAGGUAUGAUUACAGGAAUCAAGAUGAUGGGUCCAGAUAUGACAAUAGAAAUCAGGAAAGUGGGUCAAGAUAUGAUAAUAGGAAUAAUUCUGAAUGUAAUAAUCAGAAAGGCAAAAGUAAAGAUUCUUUUGUCGGUGGCACUUUUUAUAACAGCUCAGUGAGUUCAGAUAGAAAGAGUCAGGAUCCAAGGAAUAGCAAGGGGUCAGAAGGUCCUCUCAGUAAUAAUCGUAACUGGGCGGGUAGCCAGCGACUACGGUCGGAGAGAAAUGUCAUGGAUGAUGAACAGUAUGCUAGUAACUACAUGCCAUACAGGGAGGAAAGGGCCAGCAAAGGACAGGAGAGAGGCAGUAAAGUCCAAGGAGCCUCUAGUCCAAUGAGAAACAAGAGUAAGAACAGCAACGCACACAAUGAUCAUGCAGGUGCAUCAGAUCUAACGCAGCGGGAGAGGCUCUCGGAGCAGCUGGACAAGGGCACGCUGGAAUGCCUGGUGUGCUGCGAGCGAGUCAAGCAGACCGACUCGGUGUGGUCGUGCGGCAACUGCUAUCACGUGCUGCAUCUCAGGUGUAUUAGGAAGUGGGCUAUGAGCAGUGUUAUUGAAGGCAAAUGGCGUUGCCCCGCCUGCCAGAACACGAGCAGCACGGUGCCCACCGAGUACCGCUGCAUGUGCGGCGCGACCCGCAACCCCGAGCACGUGCGCGGCGGCGCGGCACACACGUGCGGGGGCGCGUGUCGGAGGGGGCGCGCGUGCGUGCACCCCUGCACGCUGCCGUGCCACCCGGGGCCGUGCCCGCCCUGCCAGGCCACUGUUAGCAAACAAUGCGGGUGUGGCGCGGAAACCCGCUCAGUGCUCUGCAGUAGCAAGCUGUCCCAGCUGUGCGCGGGCAGCUGCCGCCGCAAGCUGAACUGCGGCAAGCACGAGUGUGGCAAGGACUGCCACGAGGGGCCGUGUGAGGAGUGCCAGGAGACUGUCACACAAGUAUGCUACUGCCCAGCCGCCAAACCCCAAACCGUCGCCUGCACAUCCAGCACCGCCACGCGCGUGCACUGGUCGUGCGGGUCCGCGUGCGCGCGCGUGCUCGCGUGCGGCGCACACGUGUGCCGGGCCGCGUGCCACGCGCCGCCGUGCGCGCCGUGCAGGCUCGCGCCCGACCAGGUGGUGACGUGCCCGUGCGGGAAUAAGAGAAUAGAACCAGGAGCCCGCAAGUCGUGCACGGACCCGAUCCCGCUGUGCGGCAACAUCUGCGCCAAGCCGCUGCCGUGCGGGCCCGCCGGCGACAAGCACUUCUGCAAGGUCGAGUGUCACGACGGCGAGUGCCCCGGCUGCCCGGACGCGACGGUGCUGCAGUGCCGCUGCGGGCACUCGAGCCGCGAGGUGCCGUGCGCAGAUCUACCCGCCAUGAUUGAUAAUGUGUUCUGUCAGAAGAAGUGUAAUAAGAAACUAUCGUGCGGCCGCCACCGUUGCCGCUUGCUCUGCUGCGCGCUGGAGUCGCACCGCUGCCAGCUGCCGUGCGGGCGCUCGCUGACCUGCCAGCAGCACCGCUGCGAGCAGACCUGCCACACCGGCCACUGCGCGCCCUGCCCGCGCCUCGGUUUCACGGAGCUCCGUUGCGAGUGCGGCGCGCAGGUGCUCCUGCCCCCGGUGGCGUGUGGGACGCCGCCGCCGGCGUGUACUGCGCCGUGCCGCCGCGCGCGCCCCUGCGGCCACCCGCCGCACCACUCGUGCCACGCCGGCGACUGUCCGCCCUGUGUCGUGUUUACCACGAAGCAGUGUUAUGGCGCCCAUGAGGAGCGCAAGACGAUCCCGUGUUCCCAAGACGAGUUCUCCUGUGGUCUGCCCUGUGGAAAGCCGCUACCUUGCGGCAAACAUACUUGCAUCAAGACCUGCCACCAGGGACCUUGCGAUACCACCAAAUGCACCCAACCUUGCGCCGAGCCGCGGUCCUGCGGGCACCCGUGCGGGGCCCCUUGCCACCCCCCUACCGUCCCCCCCGCGCCCCCCGCGCGCUGCCCCGCGCCCACCCCAUGCCGCCGCGCCGUCACCGUCACGUGCCCGUGCGGACGCCGCUCCGCGCAGUCGACUUGUCAUGAGAACACUGCGCUGCAUAACAAGAUGGUGAGCGCGCUCGCGGCCGCCAAGAUGCAGGAGGGCGGCACCGUGGACCUGGCCGAGGUGUCGCGCCCCGGGGCCAGCCUCAAGUGCCUAGAAUGCGACGACGGCUGCCGAGUAGAACAGCGCACGCGGCAGAUGGCGCUGGCGCUGCAGAUCCGCAACCCGGACGUGUCGGCCAAGCUGGCGCCGCGCUACGGCGAGCACGCGCGCGCGUGGGCGCAGCGCGACCCCGCCUUCGCGCAGCAGGUGCACCAGGCGCUCACCGACCUCGUGCAGAAGGCUAAGAAGUCGAAGCAGAAGACCCGCUCGCACUCGUUCCCGUCGAUGAACUGGCAGAAGCGGCAGUUCGUGCACGAGCUGUGCGAGCACUUCGGCUGCGAGUCCGUCGCGUACGACGCCGAGCCCAACCGCAACGUGGUAGCUACCGCUGACAGGGAGAAGUCGUGGCUGCCGGCGAUGUCGGUGCUGGAGGUGCUGUCUCGCGAGGCGGGCAAGCGCCGCGUGCCGGGGCCCGUGCUGCGCGCGCCCGCCAACACCGCCGGCACCGCCGCCGCCGCCGUCGCGGGCGGAGCCGCUAGCAAGCCGUCUUCAAGCGGCUGGGCAACACUAACUUCGACCAACGCGUGGGCGGCGCGCAGCCAGCCCAAGCCCGCCCCUGCCGCUGCCGAACCCAAGAUAGACUACUUCGACAACCCGCCCGAGUGAUGGCAACGCCGCCCUGUCGGCCACUGUUAGCAAUUUUAUAAGUCAACCUUUACUGUGUAUGGCUGAAUGAUUUUCUUGUUAAAAUGGCGUUUACACGAUAAGGGUAUGCUUAGUCCUAGUUCGACUCGGUCAGUGCCUACUCUAAAUGUGUUCUUCUAAAAACUUGAUUAAUUAUCUUGUCAUGGAUACAAUAUUAUAACAGUGAAAACAAAAAACGUAGCACAAACAUUUCUCAGAAAUAGCCCCUGGGUCACCUUAUUCACAGAGUGUGGACCAAUCCACACAUGUAAUAGUUAUCAUCAUUUAUGUAUGCCUUGUAAUAUUGUGUCUAUGUCAGUGUAAACUGGUUUUCAUUUGAUAUAUUACAAGUCUAAUGGCCUAAUUUUAUUUAUAAAUACGCGCAAGAUAGGGUCGCGGGCGAACCACUUUCUAAGCGUAUAAUAACGAUAGUAAAUAAUUGAGAUAAUCUGGACUGCCACUUUACGAUCAUAUUGCUCUUAUAUAAUAUUUUAAUUUUCUAUGUAUAUUUUAUGGGUGAUCACUUUUUGUAAAAUGGUUUUGAUGCCAGCACAGAAUAACUUCAAAUCACUAUUUAACCGAGAUAACAAC